Molecule: messenger RNA, 506 nt
Organism: Hymenoscyphus albidus
Lineage: Eukaryota; Fungi; Ascomycota; Leotiomycetes; Helotiales; Helotiaceae
Source: the annotation of a GenBank genome assembly
AUGAUCGGGCCAGCACCAACUACUACUGCUGAAACGAAGGCUGCUGGGGCGGCGCCAGUAGUAGACCCUUCCGACAAGUCGUCGCCCCAACUUCCUCUCAACAUCUGCCCCGACCAGACCUGCCCUUCUCCCCCCUUCGCUGACUGGGCGCUGCGCGCCGCAGAGGGUUUGUACGGGUACCUCAGAUACGUUGAGACGACGCACGAGUACGAGGAAAUGAAGAGGGAAAGGGGAUCUCACGGUAUGGAGUACCUCUGGGAGGAUGAACUUCAUCUGAUGGAUGAUGGGUUCUUUAUGGAUACUCGGUGGUAGGGUGGGGUAAGUAUUUGUCCUUUCCCUUUCAUUCCUUUUCAAUGCUUUGGAUCGAGUUUUGCUUUUGCCCCUUAUUAAGCGAGAUCUUUUCUUGGUCUUGGCACGCCGCUUGGGUCCUCCGCUCUGGUGGCCCGUGCUGAAGUAUGCUGACUGAAUUCACUUGCAGGGUCAAACCCCACUUUACCACGCGGUGA